Molecule: messenger RNA, 1533 nt
Organism: Microplitis demolitor
Lineage: Eukaryota; Metazoa; Arthropoda; Insecta; Hymenoptera; Braconidae
Exons: 2
Coding region: 1-1533 (510 amino acids)
Cellular component (GO): plasma membrane
Molecular function (GO): protein binding
Source: RefSeq, a predicted model, not a curated record
AUGACGGGGAACGAUGAAAAAACGUUGUUAUUUAAAUCGACGUGGAGAAGAAAACACGGCAGAAUACCAGAGGACAACUACAGGCUGGCAGUAAGAUGGAGUUGCGCAAUACUCUUACUGGGAUUGACAGCAUCGAGGAUAUCAGUAGCUAUGGGGCAUUGCGAUUUAGCGGAAUUAACUUGCCGCGAUGGUAGGUGUGUGCCACUGGACGCCUACUGCAAUGGGCGCGAUGACUGUGGGGAUGGAAGUGACGAGCCAGCACUUUGCACGCCCUGUAAUCGAACUUAUAAUGGGCGAGAAGGCCGCACUUACGAGCUGGAUCUUCCAAGACCCACGGAAGCACGGCUGCCGUUUCUUUGCCACUUGACCUUCACAGCCAGUGGACCAGGUCACGGAGAACUGGUGCAAUUACUCUGGGACGCUUUUAGCAUCGGUCGUCUAGAAACAGUUAACGGAGAUUCUAACGAACCAUUUUAUUCAAGUUGCCCGGAGGGCUCUCUUCAGUUGGCUGAACUCGGGAAACCUUUCACCGGCGGAUCGUGGUGUGGUCCCGGUGAAGGAAGGGCUUCCUAUUACAGCGAGACUAGUACGGUCACUGCAUCUAUCAGACUGUUUCAUGCACCCUCAGCAGUACCAUUCGAAUUCCGUCUGCGUUAUCGGUUCAUUUCACGUAAUGAAGCAGUCGCACGUCUCGGCGAACCAGGAUUGACCAUCGAACGUGGAUCCCCAGUACCAGGUACUUACUGCUCACGCAACUUUUACGAGUGCCAUAAAAAGCAAUGCCGUGUACAGAGUCCAAACUACCCUGGAGAGUAUCCGAGAAACGCCAGUUGUCUUAUUACACUGAGGCAGAAAUUCGUGCCAACGUGUAAGCACGCAAUGAUUUCUAUAAAAGCAGCCAGCGGAGCAAACACUAUCAAUAAUGGAGCAUCUAUUCUUCAUCAGGGUUUAGCAAGCUCAUCCUUAUCGUCUUUUAAUAAUACCAACCAUAAUAAUAACAACAAUAAUAAAUCCUCCUCGUCUUAUAUCGAUUUUCACCACAAUAACAAUCAUUCAUUAGCUCACAAUAACACAAGUAAGCUCAGCGUCUGGCAAGACUGUCCACCGGAAAAGGAUCGUUUGGUCUUUCGUGAUGGAUCACGUCUCGAGGACGCAAUACUUCUUGUUUACUGCGGCGGACCCUUACCUAGAAUAACAGCCCGUGGCCCGGUGAUGCUUAUAGAAUUCCGCAGCUCACCUCUGGCAAUCCCAUUGGGAUCAUCUCCUCUACGUGUUGAGCUUCAAGUCCCCGUUGUUUACGUUGACUCUGACGGACUUGAUUACGCCCGAGGCGAACAGGGCUGUCAUUUUUUCAUCAACGACACGACUAAACGUAGUGGUAUUCUUCGUGCACCUCAGCACACACUUCCACUUGGUUCCGUAUGCACCUGGAACAUAAAAGGAUCAGUGGGCGAUAGAAUUUGGUUUUACUUCUCCUCAUUUACCCAGAGAGAUCUAACUGGUGGUUCUGAUAAUAAUGCAAUGUGCCAUUAA